Symbiodinium sp. CCMP2592 is the source of this 4518-nucleotide messenger RNA. Lineage: Eukaryota; Dinophyceae; Suessiales; Symbiodiniaceae. The record is from the annotation of a GenBank genome assembly.
AUGAGGUGGAUUUGCGUUGCAAUCCUGUUCCCAUUGGUGCAGACACUUCACUCCUUGCAGGAGGAGUCGCCCGAUAGAAAAGUCUGGCUGUUUUACUGGUGCCUCUACUGUGCAGCGUCAUUUGCGCUGUACUGCUUCGAGUGGCUCGUUAGCAUACCCUUCUACGUUAUUUCUUUUUAUGUCGACAUCUACUAUGAGACCCAGCUUCUAGUAGUUCUUUACCUCGUGCACCCGAAGACCAUGGGAAUCCACACGGUGCAGGAGUUUUUGGAGACCAAGAGUCACCUGCUGGUGGCGCAUGGCGCCGAGCUGGCGAAGGUUCUUGGAGGUGACCAAGAAGUAGGACUCUUGAGCCAGAUCGAGUUCUGCACCGUCCUCAAAGUGUUGGAUGGUGUAGGACAGGCCAGGCACAUUCCGAAGGCAUCAAGUCCUUCGCAAAAGUCUGGGCAGAAAUGUCCCUUCUUCCCUACAUCCUUUUCUGAGCGCUACAAGCUUCGCAAACGAUUGCAGGGGGCACUUCUGACGCCAGCAGAUGUGCAGUUUCACACGAUCACGGAACAGCGGCUUGCAAAGUACAGGAGCAAGGUGCGGGCAGAGGCUCCGCCGACUAAAAAGGGGUGCAAAGACCUCGAGGACCUCGCUUUAGGCUUAUUCCUUUUCACAACUGCCAGGGGCUAUAAGAAACUUCUUGGAACCUUUGUGGGCAGGGGCGAGCAGACACGGGGGACCAUUGCCGCUUUUGGUUGCAAGCUGUCCUAUAGGCCAUCCAUCUGGUCUCAGCCAGAUUCGGGGAAGGAUGCAGGCUUGAUGCAGGGCGGGCAGGUUGCAUUUGCCAGCACCUUUGUGCUCUUGAAAGGGGCGCACAUCAUGGACGAGGCUGAGCCCAAGAUCUGGCCUCCGAUCUGGGUGUAUGGCAUCAACGACCACUUAGACGUCCCUGGUGAGCUUCCUUCAGGCUUCGAGCCGACUGGGAUGCUGGGAGCGGAUUUGCGGAAACUGUGCUCCGCGGUAAAUGCUGCAGUGCACCCUGCUUUCCGAAUGAAGAGAGCUCGGGAAGGCAGCCCAAGCAAGGCACACUCCCAGCUGCCCUCCUCGCACCAAGAAAGGCGCCGGCCCAGCAUGCUUGUGAAGGCACCGGACAUGUCGGCCUUGCUGGGUGGGGGCUUGGGCGGCUUGGGGGCUAUGUCGAUGGGAUUCCACGAGGAGCCUAAGCCGCCAAAGGAAGGCCCAAACCUGAUGGUGAAGUCUUUCCUCUUCGAUCGGACCACCAUCAGCCUCAUCGGCCUUUUGCUGCCGACGGUGCAGAAUAUCAAGGUUUUGUCCUUCUCGGAUUGCAACCUGGAUUGCGAGAUGCUCAGAUUGCUGGCCCAGGGCCUUGCAGAAGGCAAUUGCUCCGUGGAGUCCCUGCAGAUCGAGUGGAACAACCUGGAUCUGCCCCUGCCUAUCUUGGCAGAGGAGGAUUUGCCCUUAGAGGGGGAGGAGGGCGAAGAGACCUCUGCCUUCGAUCGGGCCUCAAGCCUUUUGGAGGCACGAGAGCGGAAACGCUACACCUUGCAGUCCGAGAGGCUUUUGACGAACUUCAAGGAGUGGCUUCUGAGUCGUUUCGGCAGCUUGGGGAAGGCUUGGGAGGCACUGCAGGUGAAGGCGGAGGAUGCUCCGCUGGAUGCCCCAGACUUCCACUCGCUCCUCUUCGAGCGGCUCGGGGUCAGCGGCUCCCAGGUCUUUGAGGUCUUCGAGGUCCUCGAUGGCCCGGACUACGGUGCAGAUGGUGGUGGCCUCGUCACGCUGCAAGUCCUCAAGGAGGCAUUGGAGAGCCUUCCCGACACGGAGGACGUCGAGGACACCGAAGCUGAAGAGGAUGCUUUGGGGCUGAGUCUCGCAGCCUUCCUCCAGCCCAGCACGGUGCUGGAAUCUGUGAGCUUUCGGGCAUGCUCCAUCACGCGAUUCGAACUGGGGCCUGUCUGCGCCACCCUCUCGAAGUGCCCCUGGCAGCUCAGGGCGUUAAACUUGUGGGAGAAUCGGAUUUGCGAUCGCGGGGCCGAGCUUCUGGCAAAUGCCCUGGAUGCCUACCGAGGCUUAGAGUAUCUGGGCUUAGGCCGCAACCGCAUCACGGAUCUCGGCCUGCAAGCCUUGUGCCAGCCCUUCAAGCCGGUGCAGCUCCGAGAGGACACGGAGCUGGCGGCAGCGAAGGACCGGAUCACAAAGCAGCAGGCACAGGCGAAAGCUCUGGCGGAUGCCAAAGAAAAGGCCCAGGCCCAAAACACCGAGUUCCACGGCCGCCAGCGCCGGGCAUCCAUUCCUUUAGUGGACGAACUGGAAGAGAGGCCGGGGCCCAGCGAGGACAGCCCGGGCCCGAGCUUCUUUCUCCGGAAGCUCUCGGAGCUCCGAUGCCUGGUCCUCUCGGAGAACCCGAUUCGAAGCGCUGACGUGCUCGAGACCGUUCAGCCCUUCGGGCCCCGGGGCGCCGACUUGCUGCUGCGCUGUACGCCGGCGGCCACGGAGCUGGGAAUAAGGCGGCCGGAGCUGCUCAAGGAGAAGGAGAGGAAGCCUCUCCUGAACCUGGGCCAGAAUCUCGGUCAUGCCAAGGACCCCGCGGCUCCGCCAGAAGGCUGGGUUCUGCUCGAGGUGGCUCAGGAGCGGGCACCGAGAACCAGUCGGUUGCAUCCUUUGCCGUCACUGCCAGACGAGGCAAUCGAGGCGAAAACGCUGCAGCAGCCUGCGCCUGCGCCAAGCACUGCACGCGGAGGCUGUGGUCAAACCAGAUUGUCUUCGCGGCAGGAUGGAGCAAGCCUGCAAAGAUCAGGCAGUGAGAUGCUUCGGGGGCCGACGUUGCGCCUGAGCUUGCGGAACAGUCAAAAGGCCCUUCAACAGACUCUGCUGGAAAUUCGGCAGCUGAAUCAGCAGAAGCGCUUUCAUCUCAGUCGAGAAUCACAGCGACAGCCAUAUCCAGAAGGAGCUCGCCUGCAGCUCAGCGAAGACAAAGCCACCGGGGCACUCUGCUCCAGAGGCGAAGCUCCAGCCUCCAACAUGGCCACACAACGUUGGGCCCUCUUUCUCAUUCUUGUGCUGGGACUGUAUGGCCUCUACAGCGUGUCCUUGCUGGAUGCUGGGGGUUCACCCUCGACGGGAGAGACGGGAGUUGCAAAAAGGACGUUGGAUCUCGAAGAGCAGCUUGAGGCCGAUCUGGAGGCUAAGCCAGAAGAUCAAGAAGCUGGUUUCCCGACGCUGCCUGUUUCAGACUUAGAUGGGAAGCAGGACGAGGGGUCGCAGCAGACGGUGCAGGACUUGGAGGACCAGCCGGAAGAGAAGAUCGAGAUGGAGGAGAAUCAGAAGGAGGAGCAAGAUGACGUACCCUCAGAGAAGCUGGAGACCACGUCCCUUGCUUGCGCCGGCCCUAUGAUUCCGCCAAGCCUUCCUGUCCAAGCGGCGGCAGAGCUGAAGUCCAAAAUCUGGAAAGCGACGCGGGAAUGGGGGUAUGACCAGCAAGCUUACAGCUACCGACCCUUCAAAGGUCUGCAUCUUCUGGACAUUGGGAUGGGGCAAGGGCCCAUGGGUGUAGUCGCCGUGCAUGUUGGCGUCAAGUCCUACAAAGGGAUGGAUCCAGCUCUGUGCAUCAAUCGCCAUGCCAUGACACGAGACAAGCGAGUUGGUCGAGCUCCAAACCCCAUCGAGUGUCAGAUGCUCAAAGAUUCUGAGGCUUGCGAAGGGAAAGGCGAGAAGUGUGAAAUGUUCCAGAGGUGCAGUCAUCUCAUGUUCAAGAAGUAUCGGGAGUUCCCCUUCACUGGCGUUGAGAUGAUGCAAGCCUUUUCAGGCCAGAUAGUGUUGCUGCCCGGUACGUUUGCAACUCUGCGGCCCACGGGACUCAUCAAGCCUGGUAGCUUCGAUGUUGCUACGCUCUGGUUGGUGACCGAGCACUUGCCGGACAACCGGCAGGUCAUCGAGGGCAUCUUCGAAUGGACGGAGCCGGGGCAGCUACUUGCCCUGAAGCAUCAUAACUAUUACGGCUUUGACGGCCAUCACCAGAAACCCCGUUACCCAGAGGAUCACAACACCAAGAACAUCGCGGAAAAUGGUGUAGUCUUCUGGAAGCAUUUGGAGCCGUCCAGCUGGGUGUUUAACUACACCAACACCAAUCGCAUCCGCUUAGGCGAUCUGAUUGCUCUGGUUGACGUCUAUUUUGAGUGUGCGUGGCGUGCAACUUUCGUUGCAAGCUGGGAGCGGGCUCUCUUAUCGAGACCAGAGUUGCUUCGAGCCUUGGAGAAGCGGGGCUUCCAGCAGAAUGAGCUGUUGAUAAACAAAUGGACCAUCGCGUGCGCCCGUCGAAAAGAACCCAAAGACGCAAAGCAGUGGCUAGACUCUCGCAUCUGGCUACAUCCAGCGACCGAUGGCUCUUACAGUCCACGGCCUUUGCCCAAGAAGCUGCGCAAAAGGAUGCCGGGAAAGACUGGUGCAGCCACGGCUGUGGUGGAGUUCAUCCCUUCCGGCCGGAGCAACCUGAAGAGGUAUCUCGUGGGGUGA